AUGCAGUUACUCAAAGUUACUGGGCACCUGUGGCAGUUACAUAAAGGUGGGGUAGAUGCAGAAGUGAAUUGUGUGGCUAAGAUCGAAAAUCUAUUCUUGUUUGUUGAUUCUGGUGGUGGUGACGGUGGUGGAGAUAGAGGUGGUGGACAUGGAGGGGGAGGGGGCAUGGAGGAUGCGGGGGUGGGGUUGAGAUGGCGGAGGUGGAGGUAUGACAGAGAGGUAGGGGCUACGAUAGCGCGCGGAGGUGAAGGUAGUGGUGGUGGUAGAAGUCGAGGUGGAGGUGGAGGUGGUGGUGACAGAGGUCGAGAUGGAGGUGGUGGAAGAGGUGGAGGUGGGGCGACUGUUGAUAUAGUUAUAGAAAUCGAUGAUUUAUGUUGUACAAAUUAG
Molecule: messenger RNA, 387 nt
Organism: Daucus carota subsp. sativus
Lineage: Eukaryota; Viridiplantae; Streptophyta; Magnoliopsida; Apiales; Apiaceae
Exons: 2
Coding region: 1-387 (128 amino acids)
Source: RefSeq, a predicted model, not a curated record